Molecule: messenger RNA, 1451 nt
Organism: Eucalyptus grandis
Lineage: Eukaryota; Viridiplantae; Streptophyta; Magnoliopsida; Myrtales; Myrtaceae
Product: prolyl 4-hydroxylase 1
Exons: 13
Coding region: 230-1090 (286 amino acids)
Biological process (GO): peptidyl-proline hydroxylation to 4-hydroxy-L-proline
Cellular component (GO): endoplasmic reticulum
Molecular function (GO): procollagen-proline 4-dioxygenase activity; L-ascorbic acid binding; iron ion binding
Source: RefSeq, a predicted model, not a curated record
GUUUCUGCCAUCCUCAUUUUCUGACCAACCUCAACUUAAACCCUACGAGUACAAGGAAGAAAAGCCUGUCCCUCCGUGGAAAUUCGCAGGAUUCUGUCGGUCCGGCGUUGCAAGAAUCUCUCCAUUCUGCAGUUUCCCAAGAUCGCCUCGAACCAACCACACGAAUCGGCUCGGGUCGUUGCCGGGUCUCGACCUCUCUCGCUUGGGAAGUUUGUGCUGUACAGGCAAUAUGGCUCCUGCAAUGAAAAUUGUGUUCGGGCUGCUGACGUUCGUCACUGUAGGGAUGAUCAUCGGUGCUUUUCUUCAGUUAGCAUUCAUUCGACGGCUGGAAGACUCAUAUGGCACGAAGUUUCCAUCUUUUAAAGGAUCUCGCAAAAUUCAGCAAGAUGGCUAUCUUAAGUUACCUGGAGGCAUUUCAUUAUGGAAUGAUAAAGAAGCUGAAACCUUGCGCCUUGGUUAUGUCAAACCUGAGAUCAUUAGUUGGUCACCCCGAAUCAUUGUACUACACAACUUUUUAAGCAUGGAGGAAUGUGACUAUCUCAGAGGCAUUGCCCGUCCGAGGCUUCAGGUUUCUACAGUGGUGGAUGCAAAAACAGGGAAGGGAAUCAGGAGUGAAGUUAGGACAAGCUCUGGUAUGUUUCUGAAUCAUGCAGAGAGGAGAUAUCCUAUGGUGCAGGCAAUUGAAAAGCGCAUCUCUGUCUAUGCUCAAGUUCCUAUAGAGAAUGGGGAGCUCAUCCAAGUCUUAAGGUAUGAAAAGAAUCAGUAUUACAAGCCACACCAUGAUUACUUCUCUGACACUUUCAACUUGCAGCGUGGUGGUCAGCGAGUUGCCACAAUGCUUAUGUAUUUGAGUGACAAUGUGGAGGGAGGAGAAACUUUUUUUCCUAUGGCUGGAACAGGUGAAUGUAGCUGUGGUGGAAAGAUGGUCAAGGGCUUAUCAGUAAAGCCACUGAAAGGAGAUGCAGUGCUCUUCUGGAGCAUGGGACUAGACGGUCAAUCGGAUCCAAAGAGCAUACAUGGAGGAUGCGAGGUUCUAGCUGGCGAGAAAUGGUCAGCUACUAAGUGGAUGAGGCAAAAAGUUACCUCCUAAUUUGAUUUCUGAGUUAUUAGAUUACACGGGGGGUGGAUUUUCUUGCACAUUCGUCACCCCGAUAGAAGCAUCAUAAAUUAACAUAAUAGGAAUGGAGUUUCAUUUAGAUGACAGAUAUGAAAUAGACAGAGCGAGGAUAAUAUAGCGAUGAAGUGUUCUAAAGGUGGCAAAAUGGAUCGUGGAACCCUAUUUUUUGAACUUAAUUCUUUUUGUUCCAUGGAAUAUGGGUCGUGUCGGGUCAUCCUAAUUUUUCCCUCUGCUAAGCCGUCUGCUGGUACUGUAUCAGAGUGCUGUAACCCGAGUACCCGAAUCUUUCGUUGGCCAGGAACCGUAUGAAAGAGCCUAAUUUUUCCAUAUUGAA